Messenger RNA from Suillus subaureus, 312 nucleotides. RefSeq lists its product as uncharacterized. The record is from RefSeq and is a predicted model, not a curated record. The annotation marks the transcript as partial. NCBI's taxonomy places the organism in Eukaryota, Fungi, Basidiomycota, Agaricomycetes, Boletales, Suillaceae. The transcript has a single exon.
CUUGCCCGCUGUGGUUGCGUCAUACACAAUUACCCUGAGAAUGUCCUCAUGCCUGGUGAAAGAUGCACCAUGCUCCUCAAGAGCAAGGGGAUCCACGAUCUCACCCUUUCCAGCUGGGCUAUACUUAUGGACGCCCUCAAAAACAACUCACUCACCAUGCAACACAUCACCACUGGGAAUGCCUGCCAAAGACUUCUGGCUUCCUGUGAGCCCAUCAUCUUGGGUGAAGCGCCUGCACCUGAAUCACCCCAUACUCGUGGUUGGUGCAUGUUCAUUGACGGUAGGAUUGACCGUAAGGGUCUUCCUCGUCAA